CUUGCUCGCAACCAUGCGCGAAGCUGCUCCGACCUCGCUCCCGCAAGUCAACCUUGAGACGAUCGGCGUGGCAAAAUGCAAGCAGUGCGGCCGCGACUCUUCCUUCGGAUACAAGCGCUGCGCGGAGUGCCGCGCCAAGCGGGCGGCGACGGCUCGACGGGCUGCUGAGCGCAAAAAACGCGCCUUGCUGGAGCAGACCUCGGCCCUGAAAGACGCGACUCCGCGCGAAAGCGCCACUUCGGCACUGCCACUCGUGCUGCCCCCGUUUGAUGGUGGGCGGAAGCAGAAACUGGAGCCGAUGGCACAGGCCCCGGCUCUGAAAGACGCAACUCCGCGUGCGAACGGCGCUUCGGCAUCGCUCCCUAUCCUGCCCUUGUUCGGCGGUGGGCGGAAGCGGAAACUUGAGCUAAUGACAGAGACCGAGGACGCGAUAGAGCGAAUAAAGAAACGGUUCAAGGGAGAUGACCCAUUUUUCAAGGCAAAGUCAUACAUACCGGUCGAGAAGAAGAUAGACUCGUUCGAAAAGUUCGCCGGUUCCUCUGAUGUACACAAAUUCAUCAAGCUCCGCUAUCCGGCUACUGGAACCGGUGUCUCCCUUCGAUGCACUUACGCUCUCGUUGCCGAUCCGGCUGUAGACCACAAAGCCCGCGCGGGCUUAGUUGCUCAAGAGUUGAGGCAGAAAACGUCGUUGUCAUUCGGCACCCUAGUCCAUCAUAAAUAUCGCACAUCAACCUCGUAUACUCUCGUUAUGACGUGCACUUGCUCUCCCCCGGGAGAAAUCAAGCGCGCCAGCAGUGACAUUUUCCUCCACUUUGCGGCUUUGUCAAACAAGAUGCAUUCUUCAGUCAAGGCAGGCUCAUCCAUAAACGAAUGCUCCGGUCGAGUGAAGAUCCGCGUCGAGGAAGACAAAUCCCAUCCUCGCUGGAUCGGCCAGCGGGUCAAAAUCUUCAUCGAUCAUCCGCGCCGACUGAACGACAUCUGAACGUCGCAUACGAAUCCCAUACAUAUCCUACAUUCCCCAAUACUCCCUUGCCACUGACCUGUACCGUACCGCCUGCCCAUUAGUUGCUAUGCUUUUGCACGAAUUGCACUAUUUCCUCGACCACCCGCUCGCCCUGUUCCUGUUGCACCCAGUGCCCCGCCCCCUCGACGAGAACGAGCGCGUCGAAGUGGGCGCACGCGGACUCGCACAUCGCUUCAACACCGCCGGGACGCUGGUACGUCCCCCAAUCUUCUUUGCCCGCGAGGAACAUGGCGGGAACGACGAUCUGCAUCCCCGCAAACAGCUCGAGAUCCGCCUGCCAGUUGCGGCUGGUCAUGACUCGGUAGGAGUUGAGACCGCCCUGGAAUCCUGUGCGCGAGAACUCUUGCACGUAGAAGUCGAGGUCGUCUUCCGGGAACCACGAGAGAUCGUCCUCCGAUGGCUGGUACGGGCGCACCGCCUCGGGCAUGGACGCGUGGAGAGGCAUCACGUAGUAGUCUGGCAGCGACGCGAGUGCAGGAACCAGUGGACCCGACAGCGAUUUCGGGGCGUUUUCUGUCCAAUCAGCGCUCUUGACGAAGAAGUAGUUUCGCAGGAAGGAGCGCAACCCUUCCGGGGGAUAGAUCAGAUCUUUAUUGGCAUGGUCGGUGCUGAAGUACAGCAUGUAGUGCUUCCGAGGAGGAUUGAGUUCAGCCAACGGACCGGCGAGGGCGGGAAAGUCGCUCGAUGCGGGCGAAGGGGAGAGUGCUGGAGGGCCUGCGAACGGAGCACUCAUGAGCACGACUGAUUGGAAGACAUCGGGGCGGAUGAGAGCGCAGUAGGCUGCAACGGGCGAGCCAAAGUCGUGCCCCACGACGGCGGCGGCAGACCGGUACCCGAGAGCGAACACAAGCCCGAGAACAUCUUUGACCAGAUUCGUAACCUGGAACGGAGAGAGAUCGUCCCCGUAGUCGAUCCUCCGCGCAGGCGAGUCGCGGGAAACGGUGCGCCCGUAGCCCCGCUGGUCCGGCGCCACGACAUGGUAUCCCGCGUCCGCCAAAGGCCCGAUCACUUUGCGCCAGGAGCUGAAACACCGGCAUGUGAGUCAAGACGCGGCGAACAAGAGCAGGCUGGGAUUACUAGGCCAGUUCGGGGAAGCCGUGCAGGAGAACGAGCAGAGGAGCGUGCUCCACUCCUUCUGGGAACGCUUCCAGAAUAUGCAUGUCGAGGUCUCCGACGGUAAUAGACCGAGACUGGAUGUCUUUCGCAGUGAUCAUGCUGGUAGAUGGCAAGACAGCUUCUUCCAACACUCGAACGGAAUGAUCCAUCUGUCAUCCCAGGCGGAACCGGAUGAUAUACUUGGCUGAACAUUCACACACAUGCAUAAGCAGAACAAAAAGGCAAAUGAUUCCGCGACUCCUCGGCACUACGAUUCGCGGGACCUCAUCGAGAAAAUCUUGUUUCAAAAUUCAGAAUCUUAUCCAAGAGCGGUUGGCAGUCUUUUCGGCUAGGAUUGAGUCCUUGGACGAUUUGACAGGCUGGACUUCGAAUACACGCCAAUCUCAGAUUGAUGCGUUGAGAUGCUCCAGUGAUGCAAACACGGCUUCGAGAUUUUAGUGAGCGAAGGGACUGGGAAUGAUAAUAUGGUGGCAAAUAGCUGGGACUUGAAGGUGGUUGAAUGUUACUGGCAAAAAGGAGUGAGUGGCAGUGCUGCUCGGAUCACAGACAUUAGUCAUUGCUGCGAGCAGAUCUCCCUUCGGAAUUGUGGCUCUAUAUCCAGAGGCUCGCCACCGCCUAUUAUUCGCCUCUGAAUAUCGCGUAUGACAGUGACUUUGUGUAUCGAUAUGAUCGUGCUGUGAAUCCAUUUGA
This is a messenger RNA of Mycena citricolor, 2830 nucleotides long. NCBI's taxonomy places the organism in Eukaryota, Fungi, Basidiomycota, Agaricomycetes, Agaricales, Mycenaceae. The record is from the annotation of a GenBank genome assembly.